Molecule: messenger RNA, 3020 nt
Organism: Sitophilus oryzae (rice weevil)
Lineage: Eukaryota; Metazoa; Arthropoda; Insecta; Coleoptera; Curculionidae
Exons: 2
Coding region: 48-1547 (499 amino acids)
Source: RefSeq, a predicted model, not a curated record
GGAUAUUUGUCAGUGUUACACCAGAUACUCGUUAAUAAAUAUCCAGAAUGAUUGUAAUAAAAAAUCUGAGUUUAUAUUUCGUUAAAAGUAUCGUGCUUCUGUAUUUUAUCAAGAACUGUACAGCCGCCACUAGAAUUAUGUUUAAAAGAUGCGGUUUGGAUGGAUUUACUUGUAAAACUAAUGCAAACAAAAAAUCUGAUAUCUACUACGAAUGUCCUAAGACAAGCACCGACAUCCUCAUAUACAUCAACCAAAUGGGAACAGCGACAACAACUGAAAAAAUCAGCAUAAACAACUGUGAAAAAGUCACCAUUAAUAUGGGAUGCCCUAAACAAAACCCCUAUUUACUGUACCUUCAGAUAACUAACGUCGAAAAAUUAUCCUUUCUUAGGACCAAGGUCGAUUCGGUAGUACCACCGAAAGUCACACUGGAAAACAUCACUCAUAUCGAUACUAUACCAUUUCACACUUUCGCCCAAGUGGACAAGACAUAUUCCACAGCAAGUUGCACAGUACCAACCACAGAUUUCGAAAGUUUGCACAUAAAAAACGUUAAUAUAGACACGGUAGAAACUGGUGCUUUUGUGGGAUUGAACAAUUUCAAAAAUAUCACCCUGUACAACGUAUCAAUAAAGAAAAUACAAACCAAAGGCAUGUCAUUUCGACAGAAUCCUUUAGCCGAGUUUGAAAUUAUGAAUUCUAGUAUAAACGUCAUUGAAGAUAUGGGAAUUCAAAUUUAUACAGACAGGGCAAUAAUUUCAAAGAAUGAGUUUAGUGAAAUUUAUUCCAGUGGUAUCAAUGGAAGCAUGAAAGAUUUCUUUUUUACCAACAAUUCCAUCACCACCAUACACCCUUACGGCAUUUCAAUAUUAGCCACAAACACUUUUAUAUUAGACAAUAUCUUCACCUACUUAAAAAGCUAUGCUCUAGAAAAAAUCAGCCCAGGAGUCUUGAAAGUAUCUGAAAUAAACUUAGGCAAACUCAAGUUUAUUUUCGACUUCAGCAGAAACACGAUCAGUUUUGCUGACGCUGGCAGUUUAAGUCCUGACUACGUGUCCUACGAAAACGUUAAAACUGAGAUGGUGUUCAGCAGAAACAAGUUUUACUGUUCCUGUGAAUACCUUGGUUGGUUGGUCUCGGAUUUAGGGCACGGACCAAACACCUUGCAGCUUGACACUUUCUAUAAAAUGGUUUUGAAUGAAAGUAGCGAUAAUGUAUGUUAUCAAGGGUGUAAUUUGCCCGUAGCAGUUGUAAAGGAUAUGAUACAGUGUGGAAAGUGUUUGAAAAAUGUCACAAUUGAAAGUUUGUGUUUAGCUCGAUUGCAAAUCAAAGUUGAUGUACCAACAUUUGAGGCUGAAUCAAUAUCAACUUCUACAGAAUAUGUUACAAGUUUUGAGACAGAGGAAGCAGAAGAUUCAACAGAACAAAAUGAUUACACCAAUCAACAAACAGCUCAGUCAUCUACUUCUUCAACAAAAACAGGAAAUACAUUUUUAGGUUUAACUGUUGUAUUUUUGCAGUAUGUCAUUUUUAAUCACAAAGUUUAGUUUAGAAAGAACACUGUUUGUUAAUAUAACGUUAUCUGUUGUGUAUAUAGUGUCAAUUUAAAAAAAAUAUCUACUAUUAUCAAAAAAUUAGAAUGAUUUACUUUUGUUUUGGUUUAGACAUUUGGUCGUUAUUUUACUGUAUAUAUGUUUUCAAUCACAUUUUUAUGUACUUCCAGUUAGUCUCAGAAAUAUAGAUUAUCUUUAUCUAAUAACAAAACUAUACUUUGUUCACUCUAUCACGAUUUCGCACUAGUAGACAAGAUAUUCCACAGCAAGUUGCUCAGUACCAACCACAGAUUUCGAGAGUUUGCACUUAAAGAACGUUAAUAUAGACACGGUAGAAAGUUGUGCUUUUGUGGGAUUAAACAAUUUCAAAAAUAUCACCCUGUACAACAUAUCAAUAAAGAAAAUUCAAACAAAGGGCAUGUCAUUUCGACUGAAUCCUUUAGCCGAGUUUGAAAUGAUGAAUUCUAGUAUAAACGUCAUUGAAGAUAUGGGAAUUCAAAUUUAUACAGACAGAGCAAUAAUUUCGAAGAUUCACUUUGAUGAAAUUUUCUCCAGUGGUAUCAAUGGAAGCAUGAAAGAUUUCUUUUUUACCAACAAUUCCACCACCACUUUACACCCUUACGGUAUUUCUAUAUUAGCCACAAACACUUUUAUAUUAGACAAUGUCUUCACCCACUUAAAAAGCUAUGCUCUAGAAAAAAUCAGUCCAGGAGUCUUGAAAGUGUCUGAAAUAAACUUAGGCAAAUUGUGUGUGAAGUUUAUUUUCGACUGCAGCAGAAACACGAUCAGUUUUGCUGACGCCGGCAGUUUAAGUCCUGACUACGUAUCGUACGAAAACGUCAAAACUGAGAUGGUAUUCAGCAGAAACAAAUUUUACUGUUCCUGUGAAUCUUGGUUGGCUGGUCUCGGAUUUAGGGCACGGACCCAACACCUUGCAGCUUGAUACUUUCUAUAAAAUGGUUUUGAAUGAAAGUAGCGAUAAUGUGUGUUUCCAAGCGUGUAAUUUGCCUGUAGCAGUUGUAAAGGAUAUGAUACAGUGUGGAAAGUGUUUGAAAAAUGUCACAAUUGAGAGUUUGUGUAUAGCUCGAUUGCAAAUCAAAGUUGAUGUACCAGCAGUUGAAGCUGAAUCAACGUCAACUUCAGCAGAAUAUGUUACAAGUUUUGAGAUAGAGGAAGCAGAAGAUUCAACAGAACAAAAUGAUUACACCAAUCAACAAACAGCUCAGUCUUCUACAUCUUCAAGAAAAGCAGAAAGUAAAUUUUUAGGGAUAGCUGUUGCAUUUUUACACUAUAUAAUUUUUAAUCACAAAACUUUAGUUUAGAAAGAACACUGUUUGUUAAUAUAACGUUAUCUGUUGUGUAUAUAGUGUCAGUUUAAAAAAAUAUCUACUAUUAACAAAAAGUUAGAAUGAUUUACUUUUGUUUUGGUUUAGGCAUUUGGCUGUUAUUUUACUGUAUAUACCUAUG